Molecule: messenger RNA, 897 nt
Organism: Macrosteles quadrilineatus (aster leafhopper)
Lineage: Eukaryota; Metazoa; Arthropoda; Insecta; Hemiptera; Cicadellidae
Product: microtubule-actin cross-linking factor 1, isoforms 6/7-like
Exons: 6
Coding region: 1-897 (298 amino acids)
Biological process (GO): intermediate filament cytoskeleton organization; wound healing
Cellular component (GO): membrane; intermediate filament; cytoplasm
Molecular function (GO): protein binding; structural molecule activity
Source: RefSeq, a predicted model, not a curated record
AUGUUCCGGCAAUGGUGUUCCAAUGCAAUCAAGAAGGAGGCGUUGUCGCUAGUACAGCAGUUCUACAACUCGCACAACCGUCUAGUUGACUGGAUGUUGGGAGCCGAGGGACAACUGUCUGUGGCCGAGCCUCGUGAGGACAACAUUCAACGACUCGAACAGGACAUUCAAGAGUUCCGCCCAGUUCUGGAGAAUAUCAACCUAAUUGGCCCAGUUCUGGAGAAUAUCAACCUGAUUGACCCACAGUUCUGUCAGAUUUCUCCAAGAGAAGGCGCCUCGACCAUCAAGGGACUUGUCACCCGAGACAACCGAAGGUUUGAUGCCAUUGCUGAGCAGAUACAGCGCAAGGCCGAGCGCAUUCACCUAUCUAAACAGCGUUCCAUGGAAGUUAUCGGAGACAUUGACGAGUUUCUGGACUGGUUCCGAGAGGUGGAGGCGCAACUGAGAGAGGCGGAACCUCCGAGUGCAGACCCUGAUGUCAUCCGAGUGCAGCUCAAGGAGCUGGCAUCGGCAGUCGGCAGUCAGAAGUCACCAGUCAGAGAUGUCAUCUCUACUGCCAAGAAGGUGCUGCGAGAGUCAGCUCAACACGAGGACACCUCCAGCACCAUCAGAAAAAAAAUUGAGGACCUUAGAGAGAACAUGGAGACAGUCUCGAGUCUCUCCCGAGACCGACUGGAGAUACUUAAGCAGGCGUUGGCGCUUGCUGAGCAUUUCUUGGAGUGUAACACGGAACUGAGCACCUGGCUCGACGAGAUGGAACGUCACGUGAGCAUGUUGGCCAUGCCUGCGCUGCGGCCAGAUCUCAUAGCCCAGCAACAGGACAAGAACGAGCUGCUGGUGCAGUCCAUCACAGAACACAAGCCACUGGUGGACAAGCCUGGUCAAUCUCCGCCCUGA